Molecule: messenger RNA, 1208 nt
Organism: Patiria miniata (bat star)
Lineage: Eukaryota; Metazoa; Echinodermata; Asteroidea; Valvatida; Asterinidae
Gene: pcgf6
Product: polycomb group RING finger protein 6-like
Exons: 10
Coding region: 118-912 (264 amino acids)
Biological process (GO): regulation of transcription by RNA polymerase II
Cellular component (GO): PRC1 complex
Source: RefSeq, a predicted model, not a curated record
ACUUAGGCCUAGGUCCUGUGAUAAAGUCCUAAUCGUAUUCGUAGGUCGGUUUUUGCAAAGGCAUUGGAUUAGAAGAGUUUAAAAAGCAGUUUAUUUCUGAAAAGGUUGGAGUAAGGCAUGUCACGACAAUCAGGAUCCGUCGGAAAUUCUUGGAGGUACAAGGCAUUACGAGGAAGACCGAAACCACUGAUUAUUCGACUUACUGCAGUCAACCAGUAUAUCACCUGCCACCUCUGUGGUGGCUACUUGGUGGAUGCAACCACAAUCAUUGAAUGCCUGCACACAUUUUGUAAGAGUUGUCUCAUUCAGUACCUGUAUACCAGCAAGCGAUGUCCUACCUGUGAUAUUCUCAUACAUGAAACCAACCCAUUCAGUAGUAUCAGGCAUGACAGAACAAAGCAGGAUAUUCUAAACAAACUCCUACCAUAUGUUGCAUCAGAUGAAAUAGAAAACCAGAAAUUGUUCUACAAGAGCAGGGGAAUCACUGCACCUCCAAAAGUUGAUUCUCGCACACCUAGUCCUUCGCCUUCACCUUCGCCUAGUCCUUCGCCUUCACCUUCCCCGACACCACCGUCUUCUGUCUGCCAUAUAACAGACACACACAUAUCCAUACUGCUGGAGUUUAUAGGGGCAUGCGAUGGCUUCAAGCGAAAGGGACAAAUUCCCAAGAAGUUUGUGCGGGUAUCUCAAGAUGCAUCCAUCAGGCACAUUCAGAGGUUCCUCAUGAGGAAACUUCAUCUCGGCGAGAACUAUGAGGUAGACAUAGUGUGCGGUAUGGACAUCAUGGAACCAGACCUAACACUAAGAAUGCUCAGCGAACAAGUCACAGAUGACCAGUUUCAAGACGGUUUACUGCUUCUUCACUACAGUCUGGUGGAUGCAGACGUCCAAGAGGUUUACGAUGUUUCGUGAGAAAAUGAAAGUCUCCAUGUUGUGACAGUGGAUGUACCUUGGACUUUGUUUCAGUGUUUUGGAUCAGGAAUUGACCAGUUUUCUUCAAAUCAGGUUUUGACAGUGGGCCCUUGGGGCUGAUUCUUAAAUGGUGCUCAGAUUUCCCCCCUCCCCUUCAUGCCCCGCCCCCGUCUCACUCAUAUCUGUGCAAUAUUCAGUACCGUCCGUCACCACAGUGAGAGUCUAUGCAUGAACAUGUACAGUUUUUUUAAGCUCUGGCAGGACCUUCUACAUGUCAUUUGGUGGUCAGUCAGUCG